AUGAGUGAAGCAUCACAGCCGGGGACGCCGCCGGUCGGGCCUCAGCGGGAAUCUGGCACGGCGAGGACAGCCUUGCCUUCUCGACCUAUGUCGGUAAAGAAUCGCGAAACCACACCAUCUGGUCCCAUCAACUCUGCUCCAUCUCCGACAGAAAGCGACGGCCAGAGGCCUACGCAUGCCGAUGAGUAUGCUGCCUUGAAUGCAAGGGAAAGGGAAAAUGUAGGCAACGAUGACGACCUCUCGUCGACUGCUGGCAGCCCUAGGAGCACGUCGAGUGCGCCUAAAACCAACAAACUAUUGGCGGCAAAUGCGCAGGAACAAGGCGGGCAGGUUUGCAGCAACUGUGGCACUACCCGUACUCCCCUUUGGAGGAGAAGCCCCCAAGGUGCAACUAUUUGCAACGCCUGUGGCUUAUACUUGAAGGCCCGGAAUGCUGCUCGGCCUACGAGCCUGAAAAAGCCGCCCAACUUGGUGCCCAGCACCGGCUCAGCCCAGCCGCCUGCUAAGCCAAGCUCCUCUCCUGCACCAAAGCUGCUGCCAAACGUCGCUGGCGCAACCUACGUGGCAGCCGAUGCUACUCAGUCAGGCACCUGUCCAGGCGGCGGCCGCUGUAACGGCACCGGUGGCGCUGAAGGAUGUAACGGAUGCCCUGCAUACAAUAACCGCAUGUCAAAGAGCGCCCAGCUCAAUGUGAUGCAGCGACAAGGCGGAUGCCAUGGCCGUGUUGAAACUAAGACUGAACCAGUUCCCAUCGAUAUCAAUGCCCUUCAGGCCCAAGAACGGGAUACCACGGUUAUCAUCGCCUGUCAAAACUGUGCAACUACAAUAACCCCCUUGUGGAGGAGAGAUGAAAGUGGACAUACAAUCUGCAAUGCUUGUGGGUUGUAUUACAAGCUACAUGGUGUCCAUAGACCAGUCACUAUGAAAAAGGCCACUAUCAAAAGGCGAAAGCGAGUUAUUCCCGCGGCGCAGGAUGAGGAUAUGGACGAGGGCAUGGAGGGACUGGAAACACAAAGCCAGGAGACCCCGGAGAGGGGAACUAUUAACGAAGACGGAUCCGUAAAUCUAGGCCUUCGACGUCGUCCUGGUCACCCUCUGACCAUCGAACCCCAACCGACCAGCCGAAAUCCUUCACCACUACCUUCUGCAUCUGCGUCUGAUCUGGCAGUGUACCACCAACACAGCACCGCAUCACGCAGUAUGCCACCAUCUCUAAACGACGAGAAUAAACUAGCGCCGCUAGCUUCGAUGAACUCAACAAUGGCCGACGAAAGACAAUCCUCCCUAUCGCCUGCCUCUUUCCUUUCACCCAACCGCAAACGAUCGUUUUCAUCAACCGAGGCAGACUCUGUCAAAGGUGCAGAUGGUGGUCAUGAGAGCUCGAAGCGAAUUUCUUCCAUCAAAUCCAUCCUCAAUCCAUCGACCAAUGCCGAUGAAAUAUCAAAUACUGGGCCUACCAGUGCGGAUCGGGGAGACUAUUCUCUGCCGCCCCUGAGGUCUCCGGCCAGUAUAUCACCGAAACCAUCAGGCGGCGGUGGAUUUACGCCUUUAAACGCGGCACCAAGGCCACACGAUAUCGAUGCGGAGAGCGAACGAAUCAAGGCAGAGCGCAGAUUGUUACUGAGGCAAGAGGCUGAGCGGAUGCGGGAGAUGCUCGCUGCAAAAGAGCGAGAACUCAUGGAGUUGGGAGAAUAA
Molecule: messenger RNA, 1695 nt
Organism: Trichoderma harzianum CBS 226.95
Lineage: Eukaryota; Fungi; Ascomycota; Sordariomycetes; Hypocreales; Hypocreaceae
Exons: 3
Coding region: 1-1695 (564 amino acids)
Biological process (GO): positive regulation of transcription by RNA polymerase II; negative regulation of transcription by RNA polymerase II
Molecular function (GO): zinc ion binding; RNA polymerase II cis-regulatory region sequence-specific DNA binding; DNA-binding transcription factor activity, RNA polymerase II-specific
Source: RefSeq, a predicted model, not a curated record